UUCUGUCACAUCGAGAUUCGCAUAUCGUGGAACGUAGAGUAAACCAAUUUGAAGUAAUAGAAAUCAGUGAGUGUUAUCAGUGGAAUAAAUACUUACGAAACUAUCGAAAUGAGCAAGGAAUUGAGAGCACUCACAAAGCGGGAACGGCAGAUGCUGAAUAGCUUGGACGUCGUGCAGCAAUUUUUAGAGGAUUUUGAAUGGGACAGGGAUGAGUGCCAGGUUGAAGUUCGGUUGCAGCUGUUGCAGGAGGAGUACAAAGAAUUUCUCGAAGUUCGCAACAAAAUUGAAAUUAUCAUGGAAGAUGCGGAUUCUGAGAAAUUUGCUGCGGGAGAUGAAGAUGAAAAAGAGGAAGCAGAUCAACUUCGAGAAAAGGCCAAUUUUGACGUAAUGCGGCAGUUUCAGAAUCGGUUUUGUGUGCUGAAGGCACAACUUUUGAAGCUAAAACCUGUCAGUACAGCAGUUUCGAAAUGCGACAGAGAUCAAUCUAAUUAUGGACAGCAGACAGCAGCAUUUUCUCGAGUUAAACUUCCGGAGAUUUCCCUUCCCCACUUCAGCGGUAAUAUAAAGGAUUGGGUUACGUUUCGCGAUACCUUUUAUAGUCUGAUCCAUAACAACUCGCAGUUGACGGAAAUGGACAAAUUCACGUACCUGAAGUCGUCACUCACAGGAGAAGCUCUCCAGGAGGUAAACGGCAUCGAGUUGUCUGCGGCCAACUACGAUGUAGCUUGGAAGACUCUGGAAUCCAGAUACGAAAACCGAAAACUCAUCGUGAAGGAUCAUCUGGAUGCACUCUUCUCACUUGAACCUCUGAAGAAAGAAUCUUACGAUGGUUUGAAUCAUCUUAUCUGCGAGUUUGAGAAGAAUUUGCAAAUGUUGGAGAAAAUAGGUGAGAUCGUUUCCGGUUGGAGUACAUUGUUAGUCCACAUGUUAUGUUUAAGGUUGGAUACCACGACUCUACGUAAUUGGGAGACUCACCACAACAGUAAAGAAGUCCCUACGUACGAGAAACUUCUGGCAUAUCUCCGUAACCAUUGCUCAGUUUUGCAGUCAGUUGCUUCUGCCAAACCUUCAAAUUUUGAUCAGCGUCAACCCAGAGUAGCAGUGUGUCACACUACAUUGAAGACCCCGGCCAGAUGUCCCUUUUGUACCGAUCCCUGGCAUUCACCUUUCCAGUGUCCAACAUUCCAUUCAAUGAGUUUACCAGAACGAAACGAUGCUGUAUCUCGCUACCGGCUAUGUAAGAAUUGCCUUCGUCCCGGACAUGUCUUCAAAGAUUGCGAUCGAGGAACCUGUCAUCACUGUUUUCAAAAACAUCAUUCGAUGCUGCAUGUUGGGCAGAUUAAACACUCCGUUCCACAGCCGCAAUCCACAUUCGCGAUGUUGAAUCCUCCAUCGCAACAACCACAGUCCACGCAACACAACUCACUCCAACAGACACACACUCAGCCACAAAACACACACACAGCCAACUCGCAUAGCACACAACGCUCACAGUUCAGCACAGAUCAUGCCACCACAAGCCAGAAUUAUGUAGCAGUCCCUGCCACACCAACACCCGAUAUCCUUCUGUCAACCGCACUCGUUCGUAUGAGAGACAACUCUGGAAAUUCACUGCUGGCUCGAGCAUUGUUGGACUCGUGUUCGCAGCACUGCCUUAUGACAAGAGCUUUUUCGAAAAGGCUUAACUUUGAUGAAACUUCAGCAUAUCUGUGCGUGCAGGGGAUUGGGUCGUCUCGUAAUAUUUCAACAAAAGCAGUUAAGGCAGCAGUUUGUCCAAGAUCACAAAUAAUUUCACCAUUUGAAGAGGAGAUGCAGUUCCACGUGUUGCCAGAAUUGACGGUGCCGUUGCCGACGACGAGUUUCAAUCCGUCCACUUGGACCCUUCCUGACGUGAAAGUUCUGGCAGAUCCGCAGUUCUAUGAGAGCAGUCCAGUAGACGUUAUCAUUGGUGCAGAACACUAUAUGGAUCUGCUAACCGAUGGCAGACAAAAGGUAACCGACGAUGGACCUACGCUACAAAACACGGUAUUUGGUUGGAUCCUAUCAGGAAGGAUUCCACGCAGCUCCUCCAGAAUGACCCAGUCAAUCACGUUUGUGUGCUCCACGGCAGAGAUUGAACAGCAGCUCACAAGGUUCUGGGAACUAGAAACCUGUAACACUACAUCCAACAACUCCAUCGAAGAAACAAUCUGCGAAGAAAUAUUUGAUAAGACGACAGUCAGAGAUUCAUCAGGAAGGUUCAUCGUUACACUACCGAAGAAAGAAUUCGCAAUUGAACGUCUUGGCGAAUCGAAAAGGAUAGCAAUUAAUCGGUUCAGAGGAUUGGAACGACGCUUCUCUGCAAAUCCAGAACUGAAGCAGAUGUAUACUGAUUUCAUCCAUGAAUAUCUACACCUUGGACAUAUGCAAAUCGUUACGGACAGAUCUGAAAAGGGAACAUACUAUCUGCCACACCACGCUGUUUUAAAACCAGAAAGCACUACAACAAAACUUCGAGUUGUGUUCGACGCUUCGUGCAAAACAACGACCGGAGUAUCUCUGAAUGAUGUCCUUCUAGUUGGCCCUGUUGUACAGGAUGAUUUAAUCAGCCUAACUUUGCGCUUUCGGUUGUAUCAAUAUGCUCUUAUUGCGGACAUCGCCAAAAUGUACCGCAUGAUUCGAGUUCAACCAAACAAUAGACAUCUGCAGAGAAUCUUGUGGAGGGACUCCUCCGACCAGCCCAUCAGCUCAUUCGAAUUGACGACCGUUACGUACGGAACAGCAUCCGCACCAUAUCUGGCGACCAAGUGCCUGCAGAAGUUAGCAGACUAUGGUCAGCAAACUCAUUCGCUCGCAGCAUCCGUCAUCAGAAAUAACUUUUAUGUAGACGACCUGCUAUUGAGUAUAGGUAGUAUUGAUCAAGGCAGAGAACUCAUACGUGAAAUCAUCGAAUUGAUGGAAUCAGCCGGUUUCUCUUUACGGAAAUGGAAUUCGAAUUCCCGAAAACUCCUAUUGGAUGUACCAGAAACCCUGAGAGAUGAUCGCACCAUUCUAGAGCUAGAUUCGUCCAGCGCUCCAAUCAAAACCUUGGGUUUGGCUUGGGAACCAAGUACAGAUAAUUUCCGAUUCCAUAGUCCUAAGUGGAGCAUGGCAGCAGAUAUUACAAAAAGGGUUGUGUUAUCAGAUGUCUCCAGAAUAUUUGACCCCUUAGGCUUGGUUGGUCCGGUGGUGGUGAAAGCGAAGAUUUUUAUGCAAGAGCUCUGGAAAUACGAAUGCAGUUGGGAUGAGCCUCUCACUGAUAGUCUUCGACAACAAUGGCAAGAAUUUCGGAGAAAUCUUGUAGACUUGGAUGGCAUGUCCAUUCCUCGUUGGGUCGGAGUCACCGCAACUGUGAAGUCCAUACAACUUCACGGAUUCUGUGAUGCAUCAGAGAAGGCAUAUGGGGCAUGUAUAUUUGUAAGAACCGUCGAGGACAACGAUACUGUUUCAACACACCUCUUGAUUUCAAAAUCACGGGUAGCCCCUCUGGAAAAUCUCAAAAGAAAAAAUCGUCGGCAGUCCAUUCCUCGACUUGAGUUAUCUUCAGCACUGCUUCUUUCACAUUUGCACGAGAAAGUGAUGGCCAGCAUCCACAUCGAAGUCAAGUCAUAUUUCUGGACGGAUUCGAUGAUCGUAAAAUGUUGGCUUACUUCAGCACCAUCCAGGUGGAAGGAAUUCGUUGCGAAUCGAGUCUCCGAAAUACAGCACCUGACGAGUGAAGGAGUUUGGAAUCAUGUAAUGGGAGUUGAAAACCCUGCUGAUAUUAUUUCCCGGGGCAUGACUCCAGCGCAGCUACAAUAUCAAUCCAGUUGGAGGCAUGGGCCUGUUUGGUUACAGCUGGACGAAUCGAAUUGGCCCCAACCCAUCCCAAUCCAGGAGGAAGAAUUAGACAAGUCAAUUAUGGAAGAGAAAAAAGUCAUCACAGUAGUUCUACAUGCAAUCAACCCAACUGCUAACCGGAAUCGUCGCAAGCAUGGAUUCAUCACCGCUGAAGAACGCGACGAAGCACUGAAAAUUUUAGUUCGUCUGUCCCAGAAAGAAGCAUUUCCACAGGAGUUUGCUGACUUAUCCAAGGGUGAACAGGUUCAGGAGUCCUCUAGAAUAAGUUCACUUCAUCCGCAGAUAACAGACGGCACUAUUUGUGUUGGUGGCCGGUUACAGCAUGCGCUGUUGUCAACAACUCGGAAGCAUCCAUUCAUAUUGCACCAUCGACACCCGCUAACAAGAGCAAUUGUAUCAUAUUACCACCGUAAGCUGUUUCAUGCAGGUCAACAACUCUUGAUUUCCACUGUCCGUGAACGGUUCUGGCCGACAAACGCUCGAAACCUGGCCAGAAAGGUUAUUCAUGAAUGUGUUCCAUGUUUUCGCAACAGACCCAGAAUACACGAUCAACUGAUGGCAGAUCUUCCACCGGAAAGAGUCACUCCUUGCAUACCAUUUCAGCGAGUUGGAGUCGACUACUGCGGGCCGUUUUGGAUUGCGUUUCCACAUCGCCGAGCUCGUCCAACGAAAUGUUUUGUAGCUGUGUACGUGUGCUUGGUUACAAAGGCAGUGCACUUGGAGCUGGUCGCUGACUUAACAACACAGGCUUUCUUGGCAUCACUGAAACGCUUUUCAUCACGCCGUGGCAAGCCCAGUCUGGUAAUGUGCGAUAAUGCCACGAACUUUGUUGGAGCCAGACGAGAAUUGGACGAGCUAUGUACGUUGUUUAACAACCAACAAUUCCAACGGACUAUUUCUGCAGAAGCAGCGGAAAGCAAUAUUGAUUUUCGGUUCAUACCCGCACGUUCCCCAAACUUUGGAGGACUUUGGGAGUCAGCAGUUAAGUCCUUCAAAACAUUAUUUAAGCGGACCAUUGGCACCCACACCUUGCUGUAUGAUGAGAUGCAGACUGUUUUAACACAAAUCGAAGCUGUGCUAAACUCGCGACCACUGACUCCGGUGAGCAACGAUCCGAACGACUACGAAGCGCUAACACCGGGUCAUUUCUUGAUCCAACGACCUUUAACUGCGAUUCCUGAACCUGAUUUGGACGACAUACCUGUGAAUAGAUUGUCUGCUUGGCAACGGACGCAAUAUUUUAUGCAAUGCUUGUGGAAGAAAUGGUCGGCACAGUAUCUCUCGAAUCUACAGAACCGCACUAAAUGGACGAAAGAACGCGAUAAUUUGACUGCUGGUACUAUGGUACUGUUGAAAGAUGAAAAUUUACCACCAUUGAAGUGGCAACUUGGGCGGGUAGUGGAGUUGCAUCCCGGAUCUGAUGGUAAUAUUCGUGUUGUUACCGUACGCACAAGGGAAGGAAUAUAUAGGCGUGCAAUAUCCAAAGUCUGUAUCUUGCCCAUCCGUGAUAACAUUAAUGCAUCAUCAGAGGAGAACUAGGACUCCUCCAACGGCGGGGGUCGAGAGGCCCCCGCACACCAGUUAAUCGCAUUUUGUAUUAAAUGGACAUCGUUUGUUUUGACUUCACCAGAACUGAGCUUAAAUCAGAGUCGAGGUAACCCGUUUUGUUCUUGGUGGUGGAAAGUAAUUGCAUGCAGUGUGAGGGUGUAGCAGUUGCGCUGGUUACCGAACCAGUUAUGUUUGGUGUGGUCCACACCUAUACAGCCGUAUCGGCUGUCUCAGACGAACCUCAGUUAAUCACAGUUUUACGUUUGGUAUUUUCGAGGCACACU
Molecule: messenger RNA, 5690 nt
Organism: Toxorhynchites rutilus septentrionalis
Lineage: Eukaryota; Metazoa; Arthropoda; Insecta; Diptera; Culicidae
Exons: 2
Coding region: 109-5397 (1762 amino acids)
Biological process (GO): DNA integration
Molecular function (GO): nucleic acid binding
Source: RefSeq, a predicted model, not a curated record